UGGCGGAUGAAUUCAUGUUGUGCGUGCCUCGGCUCUUGUCACUCAUUCGCUGUGCUGCUCGGAGCGCAUUCUGUGUCAACGGCUGAGGACCAAUUCAUGAUAUCACAUCAACCUGAAACAGGGACAAAGCAUCGUAGUCAUUUAGAUCAUAACUGAACCAACUCUCUCUACCUAUUCUACACGGAGCAUACCUUUGGAAGCGAUUGCAAUGCUUCAGAUAAGGGAUCUCAUUUGGACAUUGCUUUUCUUUGGUUAUGCAGCUGCCCUGCAAGUGGAAAUCACUCCGGCCCAGGGAGAGAUCAGCGUGGGAGAGUCCAAAUUCUUUUUGUGUGAAGUUGUUGGAGAUGCAAAGGAAAUAGACUGGUUUGCACCCAAUGGGGAGAAGCUCCAGCCAGGCAGACCAGACAUCAGCGUCAGCAAGAAUGAUGAGUCCUCGUCGACACUCACAAUCUACAAUGCCAACGUCGACCAUGCAGGCAUGUACAAGUGUGUGGCGAAAAGCGGGGACAAGGAAUCUCAGGGCACUGUCAACCUAAAAAUAUUCCAGAAACUCACUUUCCAAAAUGCUCCAUCGCCUCAAGAGUUCAACGAGGGGGAUGACGCUGACAUCAUCUGUGACGUCAUCAGCUCGCCGCCCCCAACAAUCAUCUGGAAGUUUAAAAAGACCAGAAUCCAGCCUGAGACUGAUGUCCGUUUCAAGGUCUUAAGCAACAACCACCUCCAGAUCCGUGGCAUCAAAAAGACCGAUGAGGGUGACUACACCUGCGAGGGCCGCAUCAUGGCCCGGGGAGAAAUCGACCUCAGGGUCAUCAAGGUCAUUGUCAAUGUUCUGCCAAGUAUCAGGACCCGCUACACUGAGCUUAAUGCCACUGCAGACAUCAACCAGGCCGUGACAUUGGCCUGUUACGCAGAUGGCUACCCAGAACCCACCGUCACGUGGGCACGAGCUAAUAUCGUGCUGGAAUCAGAUGGAAAGUACAGUCUGAAUGAAGAUGGGUCGGAGUUGACCAUCAAAGAUGUCACUAAGCUUGAUGAAGGAGAUUACCAGUGCAUCGCUAGAAAUAAGGCCGGAGAGAGGAGCGAGGAAGUCUCACUCAAUGUGUUUGUACAACCCAAGAUCACGUUCCUAGAAAACCAGACAGCGUCUGAAUUGGAGGAGCAGAUCACACUAACUUGUGAGGCCACGGGUGACCCCACCCCCAACAUCAUCUGGAGCUUCGGUCGCCGGGUCUUCACCGAGAAUGAGCAGGCUUCAUGGACUCGACCUGAGAAACACAAGAGUCUGGAUGGUAACGUGAUCGUGCGCAGUGAUGCCCGUGUGUCCUCUCUGACUCUGAAAUACGUGCAGUUCACCGAUGCCGGCCAGUACCUCUGCACUGCCCGCAACUCCAUUGGUCAGGACAUCCAGAGCAUGUACCUGGAAGUGCGCUAUGCUCCAAAGAUCCAAGGCCCUGCGGCGGUGUUCACCUGGGAGGGUAAUCCGGCUAACAUCACCUGCGAGGCCCUCGCUCACCCGGGCGCCUCCGUUUCGUGGUUCCGUGACGGCCAGCUGUUGCCUAGCGCUAAUACCACCAACGUCAAGAUCUACAACACUCCUGCUGCCUGCUUCCUGGAGGUCACUCCGGAGUCCCAGAAUGACUUUGGCAGUUACAACUGUACGGCUACCAAUGUCAUCGGCACAGAGUCAAAGGAAUUCAUUUUGGUUCAAGCAGAUGUGCCUUCGGCCCCCUCUAUCGAGCGUGUGGAGCCGUAUUCCAGCACAGCAAUGGUGGAGUUUGAUGAGCCUGCCUCCAGUGGAGGAGUGCAUAUCCUCAAGUACAAGGCUGAAUGGAGGAUAGCAGGCCAAGACUGGACUGACAGAGAGUAUGAAGUUGAGGAUGGUCUCAACUUGAUCACCAUUGUUGGGCUGAAGCCAGAGACCACAUAUGAGGUCAAGAUAUCAGCCAUCAACGGCAAGGGUGAAGGAGAAAGCAGCCCUCCUGAGAGCUUUAAAACCCAACCUGUUCGCUCCCCUUUCAAAAUGUCUUCAGAGACUCCAACUUCCAUUCCUCCAACCACUGCCGACCUUAAAGGGGAACCUAAUCCUCCUAAACUGGACGCUAAGCCACUGUCCACAGGCAACGAGAUGAAGGUCCACUGGAUCAAGCAGGACGAUGGGGGCUCUCCCAUCAAACACUAUCUAGUGCGCUACAGAGCUAAGAAUCGCCAGGACUGGAAGCCGGAGAUCCGCCUGCCCAACGGCAGCGAGUACGUUGUUCUGCGAGGUCUAGACUGGAACACGGAGUACGAGGUCAACAUCAUUGCCGAAAACCAGCGAGGACGAUCUGAACCUGGCAAACUCUCCUUCAGGACCUUGCCAGAACCCACCGCCAUCCCAGAAACCAGCUCAGGGUUGAGCACCGGGGCUAUCGUGGGCAUCCUCAUCGUGGUCUUCAUCCUGCUCCUCUUCGGCGUGGAUGUCACAUGCUACUUCCUCAACAAGUGUGGGCUUCUCAUGUGCAUCGCCGUCAACUUCUGCGGCAAGUCUGGGCCCUCUGCCAAAGGGAAGGAUAUCGAGGAGGGAAAAGCCGCUUUCACUAAGGAUGAAUCUAAGGAGCCCAUUGUGGAGGUAAGGACUGAGGAAGAACACACACCAAACCAUGAAGGAGGAGGACCCACCGAACCCAAUGAGACCACCCCUCUGACCGACCCUGAUGGUAAAAUUGUUGUAGAUGACAAAAGUAAAGCGCCGGAGACGGAGGUAAACAACACCCCGGCGGAGGUGAAGACAGUCCCUAAUGAAGCCCCCCAGACGAACGGCAACGAGAGCAAAGCAUGAUCCGGAAUCGGCGAGCGCAGACAGACAGCACCACACCACCACCAUCACAUCUCAAACACAAGGGUCUCUUUCUUCAGUGUCUUUGAGUUCGCAGAACAAAGCACGUCUGUAGAUGUAUAGAGCGCCUAAAGAGCUCGCGCACAUGCCUUUUAUUUUGUACUUUUCGAUUGUUUUUACUAUUGAAAUAUUUCAUUUCUUUCAUCAACGCACGAAGGAAAGAUUCUUUACCUCUAGCGCAGUCUCCUUGACCUCUGUAAGAUCAGUGUCUUUCAAAUACACUCAAUGUCUUUCGAGGAAGUUCAGUAUGAGAAAUACAGUAGAUUUUGCCGUCACACAUUCAGCCCACAGUGCCGUUUCAAUUAUGUCCCGUUUUAUUACAUGCAGUAUUGCCAUUAUUAUUGUCUGCCACAUAUGAAUUUUUGGGGAACAUUUUUUAUGUUUUGUGUUUAAAUAAUGUACAAAAGCAACUGCCUUUUUAUUUUAUUUCUCACAUUAUUUUUUGGGAGUUAGCAAUAGAUUUUUAGCAUGCUUGCUUUGCAGAAUUAUUUUUCUCUGUCUAAUUUGUUUGUUUGUUUUAUCCCAGCCCUAAGUGUUUACAGCAUUUUACAAUGAUAUCCCUCAUUAACACGCCGUUUGCUUCUCUUGCAAACCCGACACAAACGAUCACGCAGGGUAGAGGUCUGAACUAGCAGUUAGGGUUAUACUAUACAAAACACCACUACUACUUGUUUUUCCCGUUUUAUAUUUUCUUUUCUAUUACAACACAUCCCAUUUCCCUUGAACCUUAAGAGUUUCUUCUUUACUUCAGUUCUUUAACAGAAGAUUGAGAUUCAAAGAGGUCUCCCGCAGUGAUCCUCGCUUAAAAACCUCCCGUAAAUCCUUUAAAAAAAACAACUUGGAGCUCUUAGAUAUGGAUCGGACGGCGCGUUGAGAGAAUACAGUUCAAGCGUCGCUGUUGCACUUGUGGCCUAACGAAAACAUCAGGUGCACACGUGUGCGUAACGCUCAUGGGACGUCCCAUAUGAUGUCUGCCUGUUGCUCCAUUGCCCAUAUAAUUGAUAGAUGUUGCAUUAAAAUGAAGCCCUGCCUCUUUGAUACUGAUAAAAAUGCAAAUGUUUGUCAGUUUUUCAUGUCUUCAAUGGCCAAAUUAUUGUUUUACUUUUUAUUUAAGCCAUAGUACACCGGUGUGGAGCGUAGCAUAAAGAAUAUUCAGCCUGACUUUUUUUUGUACAGUGUUUCUCAUUCUUUAGGCUGCAAGCUUGUGCACUGUGAAUGCGUGAAAAUCCUAGUGUGAAUACAGUGUGUUCUUUGUACUAGAAUUACAAAAGAGUUUCCAUAGGUUGUGAAAGCAGUAGCUGUUAGUUUAAACAAUGUUCAUCAUGAUAAGAAAAAAAAAAAAAU
Molecule: messenger RNA, 4219 nt
Organism: Sinocyclocheilus rhinocerous
Lineage: Eukaryota; Metazoa; Chordata; Actinopteri; Cypriniformes; Cyprinidae
Product: neural cell adhesion molecule 1-like
Exons: 22
Coding region: 209-2818 (869 amino acids)
Biological process (GO): cell adhesion
Cellular component (GO): neuron projection; membrane
Molecular function (GO): protein binding
Source: RefSeq, a predicted model, not a curated record